Jaminaea rosea is the source of this 1524-nucleotide messenger RNA. RefSeq names its product S-adenosyl-L-methionine-dependent methyltransferase. The transcript is spliced from 2 exons. The record is from RefSeq and is a predicted model, not a curated record. Lineage: Eukaryota; Fungi; Basidiomycota; Exobasidiomycetes; Microstromatales. The coding region runs from base 110 to 1042 and encodes 310 amino acids.
GCUUAUACCAUCAAGUUCAAGCUCGCAACGGCCUCGAGAGCAUCAAAGCACACGCAGGGCAUCCACGUCGAGCGCAGCAUCAAUUUCAGACACCUCAACAGAUCAGUUCAUGUCCUCGUCCUCCAUUGCGCCAACUUACCACCAUUCCGAGCACGCGGCCACCUACCAGAGCAAAGCCAGUUUCGUGUACAGUGCCGCAAAUACCUCUGCCGUCCUGCAGCUCCUCGAUGCUCGACCUGGCCAAAGGGUGCUAGACAUUGGGUGUGGAUCGGGAGAGUUGACGCGAAUCAUCGCCCAGCAGGUCGGUGAAGGCAACGGGGCAGGAAAGGUGGUCGGCGUAGACGCUUCGGAGGAUAUGUUGCGGUCUGCGAGGUUGGCCGGCAGCGGGAAUAUCGAAUAUCAUCUGGUGGACUGCUGCGGCCUCCCUUCCUGGCUGCGCACCCAACCUGGCCUCUUUCACUCCUUCGACAGCGUAUUCAGCAAUGCCGCCCUCCAUUGGAUGAAAGCCUCCCCAAUCGCCGUGGUCUGCGGCGCUCAUCAGGCCCUCAAGCCGGGGGGUUCCUUUGUCGGGGAAUGUGGCGGAUUCCUCAACAUGAUCGGUGUACGUGGCGCUCUGCACGCAAUGCUGCGGAGAUAUGCGCCAGAGAAAGAUCCCAAAGAGGUGGAUCCUUGGUACUUCCCUACGCCUGAAGCGUAUCGCAAGCUUCUGAGCUCGCCAGGUGAGGAUGGGGAGCCCAUGUUCGAGGUGGAGUCUUGCGAGCUCGUGCCGCGGCCGACACCGCUGUCUGCCGGAUUGAGAGGGUGGCUGGAGACCUUUGGCGGGACAUUCUUGAACGCGAUGCCCAGCGAUCAAGUGAGGGCCAGGGCAAUGGAGGAGCUAGAGGAGAUGUUGAGGCCGGAUAUGUACGAUGAGGAAAGCGGGACCUGGACUGCAAUGUUAGCUCUCGUUCCCAGAUGUCCGGCUACGCUUCAAGGCUAUCAAGUCUCCUCGCUCCGCCGCCUCGUCCUCCGUCGCUCCACCAGCUAUACCAGCAAUCCAUGAAAGCAAGAAGGUCCAGCCCGACGCCGCCUCCUUCCAGGCCGCCGAAGCCAUCCAGGCACGCUUCAUCAAUCGCACCGUUCUGAUUCACCUUCGCCUAGCCUCUUCACUCGACAGCAGCGCAGAUCAGGCGCAGGACCACCAGCAGCAGCAGCAGCGCGUCUUCAAAGGCGACUUCAAAUGUGUGGACGAUGCAGGGAAUGUAGUUCUCUCUGACACGGAGGAGUGGACGCUGCAUGACCAGGCGGGGAGCGGAGAUGCAGAAAUGGCUACAGAGGAUCGUGUGGCCUCUCGCCGUUUCGUAGGAAUGGUGAUGAUCAGGGGGGAGGAUGUGGGGAGGGUAGAGGUACAGGAUGGCGACGCUGAGGGGAGAGGCGGUGGUGCUGGGCCGAUGGGAGCGGGAUGGCCUGAUGAUCCCAACAUGUAUGCGUAGACACCUUGUUCAGGCUGUGAGGGGUAUUCAAUCAAAUAAUCAAAUUGUAGAC